Molecule: messenger RNA, 684 nt
Organism: Symbiodinium natans
Lineage: Eukaryota; Dinophyceae; Suessiales; Symbiodiniaceae
Source: the annotation of a GenBank genome assembly
AUGCGACUGCUGCAGCACACGCAGUUGUACGGAGAGGUGGAGCAGGCCCUCGGUAAGCUCGACUCGCAGUCCCAUCCCGUGGCCGAGGCCCUGUCGGAGUCGCUCCAACGACUGAAGCGCGCAGACGCUGCGGUCCUGGCGCAGGGCCUGCGCUCCUCGCAGUUGAUCUCGGAUGCCCUCGCCGAGCCUUCCGCGCCCUCCGGAGGCCUCUCCUGGUUGGCGAAUGGGCCGAGCUUCCUCGUCCAGGCUCUGGAGGCCCUGGUCGACGGCCGGGAGUACCAAACUCGGCUCGGGGAUGAGGUGCGGCAGCGACAGCAGGCGGUUCUGCCCACCUUGCAAUCUGCCGCAUCCGUGACGGCAGACGUGCUGAAGGAAACUCGUCUCGCCUCCGCGCGCGCCUUCGAUGUUUUGAAGUACGACAUCUACACGCCAGGUGCCACCAAGACCCCGGAGCCUGUAAAACGUGCGGCAAACGCGUUGGUGGAGGCUUCAUCGGAGACCCGCCGUCGCUUCACGCACUUCAUCAGUAGCAUGGCGCAGAAUUUGGCUGCUGACGUCGAGAGCAGGCGUCUGCCAGCAGCCGCCACGCUCGCCUUGGCAGAUCUUGAGCCAACAUGGGCUCCCCGUUCGGUGGGAGCCACCGUCGAGUCCGCUCCCGUCGCCAAUGUCAUUUUUCCCGCCUGA